Messenger RNA from Agrilus planipennis (emerald ash borer), 1419 nucleotides. Its product is annotated as polygalacturonase-like. Lineage: Eukaryota; Metazoa; Arthropoda; Insecta; Coleoptera; Buprestidae. Gene Ontology annotation, cellular component: extracellular region. Gene Ontology annotation, biological process: pectin catabolic process. The coding region runs from base 142 to 1257 and encodes 371 amino acids. Gene Ontology annotation, molecular function: polygalacturonase activity. The record is from RefSeq and is a predicted model, not a curated record. The transcript has a single exon.
AAAGGAUCGAUGAUAGAACGAUAACAGUUGCACAGACGUAUAAGAAUACAUGAUAUUUCUUUUUCUUAUUACGAAAGUUACAAUUCUUAAGUUCAGUAAGUAUGCAAAAGUUCUUGAAAUAUUAUAAAUAGUCUGUGAAAGAUGAAGGGCGUUAUUAAAACAUCUCUAACACGUAUAUUUUUACUGACAUUUGUGUUAAGCAAUGUUUUCGCUCAUCGUUCCUUAGCGUUGUCUUGUACCCUUACUGGAAAUUCAUUGGACAAUUUAGAAUACGUUAAAACAAAUUGCAAAGAGAUUAUCGUAGAAGAUUUACUGGUACCUCCUGGAAAAACUUUAGAUUUUACAGGAAUUUCAGACGUUAGUAUAGUGUUUAAAGGAAAAACUUCAUUCGAAUUCAAGAAAUGGAAGGGACCUUUGGUUCUUGUAAGUGGUAAUAACGUUAACAUCACAGGAGCAGAAGGUGCUGUAAUUGAUGGUAAUGGUACCCAAUGGUGGAACCAAUUAGGAGGUAGUGGAAGCAUUUUAAGACCACGAAUGUUUAAACUUCGAUAUGUUAACAAUGUGAACGUAAACAAUCUUUAUUUUCUUAAUUCUCCUCGUCAUUGUUUUGCAAUUCAUAACUGUACCAACGUCACUGUUACAAAUGUAGUAAUAGAUGAUUCAGCUGGUGAUACUUACUACCGUAUACACAAUACUGAUGGAUUUGAUGUAAAAGGAUCCGAAAACGUUUAUAUUAAAGACGUUCAGGUAUUUAACCAAGAUGACUGCCUUGCUGUUAGAUCUGGAAAAAAUAUACAUUUUGCACGGGGUUAUUGCUACCAUGGUCAUGGACUAUCCAUUGGGUCUGUUGGAAAUCGUACCAACAACAUCGUCGAAAAUGUGUACAUAACAGACAGCAAACUUGUAAAUGCAGACAACGGUAUUCGUAUAAAAACCGUUUUUAAUUGCACAGGUUCUGUAACAAAUAUCUAUUAUAACAACAUUACGAUGAGUGGCAUUCAAAAAGUUGGAAUUGUUCUCCAAGGUGAUUAUAGAAAUACGAGGCCUACUGGAACACCAACUGAUGGCGUGCCUAUCAAAAAUGUAACCAUUACCAAUGUUAGAGGAACCGUCAGUGAGUCGGGAACUAAUAUUUACAUCCUUCUUGCCGAUGGUGUUGCUGAGAAUUGGUACUGGGAAAACGUUACUGUAACUGGUGGAAUGAAAAAGAGAAAAUGUUCAGGAAUUCCAGAAGGAUCUCAUGCUUUUUGUGACUAAUUUUGAACCUUAAAUUAAUGCAUUGCUCAAGACAAUUUUUUUUAUAUAUGCAUAGGUAAUUCUAAAAAAAUAUACAUAACAAGUAUACCUAGACCCUAAUGAAAAUACUUAAACCUUCUAAUUGUAUGUUUGCAAUUCUUAAUAAAAUUUUUAUCAAUAUCA